AGGAAAAUCUCAAUCUUGACUUGUUAGAAGCUUAUAAACAAAUAAAAAUAAUUUUAAAAUGCCUAACUGGAAUCAAAUACAGUCCCAACUGAGAAGCUCCAACAAUCCCGUCGUUUUCUUCGACAUUGCUGUAGGCACAACGGAAAUCGGACGAAUGAUAUUCGAACUCUUUGCGGACACUGUGCCCCGAACGGCGGAAAACUUCCGGCAGUUCUGCACGGGCGAGUACAGACCGGAUGGCGUUCCCAUUGGCUACAAAGGCGCCAGUUUCCAUCGGGUGAUCAAGGACUUCAUGAUCCAGGGCGGCGACUUUGUGCAGGGCGACGGCACCGGCGUUACCAGCAUAUACGGCAACACCUUCGGCGACGAGAACUUCACCCUGAAGCACGACUCGCCCGGCCUCCUUUCCAUGGCAAACAGUGGCAAGGAGACGAACGGAUGCCAAUUCUUUAUCACCUGCGCUAAGUGCAACUUUUUAGACGGCAAGCACGUGGUGUUCGGUCGGGUUCUGGAUGGACUGCUUAUUAUGCGGAAGAUCGAGAACGUGCCCACGGGCCCCAAUAACAAGCCGAAGCUCCCAGUGACCAUUUCGCAAUGCGGGCAAAUGUAGCGCGGAGUUCUAAAUGUUGUAAUAAAGUCUCUAUUAUGUCUUUUUAAACGAA
Molecule: messenger RNA, 662 nt
Organism: Drosophila simulans
Lineage: Eukaryota; Metazoa; Arthropoda; Insecta; Diptera; Drosophilidae
Product: peptidyl-prolyl cis-trans isomerase H
Exons: 2
Coding region: 59-610 (183 amino acids)
Biological process (GO): protein peptidyl-prolyl isomerization; protein folding
Cellular component (GO): intracellular membrane-bounded organelle
Molecular function (GO): peptidyl-prolyl cis-trans isomerase activity
Source: RefSeq, a predicted model, not a curated record